AGGACUCGGAUGCUCCUCAAGUGCGAGCGAGGGCGACCCUCCGGACUGGGGACUCCUCUCGUGCAGUUCUUCAUCAGCGUUGUCUCUGUCUCUGGUCUCUUCUCUUUUCGCCUCGGUUUCUUUCUUCCCGCGGGAAGUCCACAUCAAAACUCCUUACUGCGAUCUCCUCGUCGUUCGCCGGUUCUUGUCCUGGUCUUGGAGUUGUCAGCCAGUACUCAGUACCACCCAAGCGCGAGCGAGGACGACCCUCCAGUCUGGGGAUUAUACCUCAUGCGGUUCUUCAUCAGCGUCGUCUCCACCAGUCUCUCAGUCUCUUCGUCUCUCUUUCUUUCUGUAUUCCUGGAAGCCGGUAGUCUCAAAACUCCUCUCUGUGGUCCCUCGUCGUUCGCCUGCUCCCCCUGGUUGGUCUGUCACUCCCAGGACCUCAGGCCGGGACUCUUCAAGCGCGAGCGAGGCCAACCCUCCGGAUUGGGGAACAUACCCUCACGGCCCUCCGUCGACACUGUCACUGUACUCUAUCUCUUGUCUUGAUCUCUCUUCGGCAUCCUCGCGGGAAGACUGCAGCCCCAAAACUCCUCUUCGCGAUCCCCUCGUCGUCCGCCAGUGUCCCUCCCGGUCCUCGAACUGUCGACCAGACUCCGGAUAUCUCCCAAGUGCGAGCGAGGCUGAUCCUCCGAACUGGGGACUCGUCUCUGCUGCGGUCUAUCAUCAGCGUCGUCUCUGUCUCUCUCUUCCUGGUCCUGUCCCUGCCUUCUUAGAAGGCGGUCGCAUCAAAACUCCUGUCUGCGAUCUUCUCGUCGUCCGCCAGCCCGUCGUCCUGACCUUCGGUCCGUCAGCCAGCGGUGCUCCUCAAGUGCGAGCGAGGACGAUCCUCCUGACUGGGGAAUAUACUCCGCGACCGGCCUUCGAUGUACUUGUAUCUCGGCGACUCCUCGAUCUCCCUGAUUGCGUCUGGUCCAACUCCUGUCUGUCGCUACGCGGUCUCCUCUGGCGAACUCCAGCCUGUCUUUACUCGGUCUCAAGCCUCAGCCAACUUGCGUCUGUCCUUACCAGCUCGGUUCGAAUGUCUCAGGCCUCCAACUACGUGCAGUCUUACUCGGUUUCGCCUUCGACCAACUCGCACCUGUCCUUACACAAUUCGACUCUAGACUGUCCCGGCAUGCAUCUCAUGCCAUUCAACUCUCAUCGGUCCUUACGCGGUUCACGCUUCGCUUGAUACACGGUCUCGUCUUCUGGUUCCUUGGAAAGUCCCUCACUGUCUUUACUGGGCUCUGUCUCGUCGUCCAACUCCCCACUGUCAUUACCGGUUCUAUUUCACUGUCCAACUCCGAGUCCUUACUGUCGUUACUGGGUUCAUUUUCGCUGCCAACUCCUUACUGUCUUUACAUGGUCUCUUAGACAAGCUCUAUACUGUCCUUACACUGCUGCUUCCAAAUUCAUUAUGCGCCGUCCUAUGAUAUCGCACUUGCCC
This is a messenger RNA of Fomitopsis serialis, 1471 nucleotides long. RefSeq lists its product as uncharacterized. The annotation marks the transcript as partial. The record is from RefSeq and is a predicted model, not a curated record. The transcript has a single exon. NCBI's taxonomy places the organism in Eukaryota, Fungi, Basidiomycota, Agaricomycetes, Polyporales, Fomitopsidaceae.